Danaus chrysippus (African queen) is the source of this 1539-nucleotide messenger RNA. The record is from the annotation of a GenBank genome assembly. Lineage: Eukaryota; Metazoa; Arthropoda; Insecta; Lepidoptera; Nymphalidae.
AUGCAGGGCCGUGACAAGUGGUGUGCUAAAUUGACGAGCGCCUUCUUAAGGAAAUGGUGGUUUGUGUUGGCUUCUGCUGUAGUGCUGCUACUCCUGGGCAUCAUCUGCGCAAUAUUCUUCAGCAGCUGGAUACGAAUGUUGAUAGAUCAUGAGUUGGUGCUUCGUCCCGGGUCGAUGACCUUUGAGUGGUGGGCGCGGCCUCCCGUCCGCCCGUUUGUCCGUGUGUAUGUGUACAACGUCACAAACGCCGAUGAGUUCUUAAACAACGGCUCCAAACCAAUCCUAGAUGAACUGGGACCGUACGUCUAUUCUGAGGAGUGGGAGAAGGUCAAUAUAACGGACAAUGAGAACGGCACCCUGAGCUUCCAUUACAAGAGGACGUACACCUUCAUGCCUGAACUAAGUUCCGGACCUGACGAUGAUUCGGUAGUCGUGCCAAAUAUACCUAUGCUGAGCGCAACCUCGCAGUCGAAACACGCGGCCCGGUUUCUUAGGCUGGCCAUGGCAUCCAUCAUGGAUAUCCUCAAGAUAAAACCUUUCGUGGAAGUGUCUGUCGGUCAACUAUUAUGGGGAUACGAAGAUCCACUUCUUAAAUUAGCCAAGGACGUCGUCCCAAAAGAACAGAACCUACCGUACGAAGAAUUUGGUCUCUUCUAUGGGAAAAACGGCACGUCUCCCGACCCAGUGACAAUGUUCACUGGUGGCGAUGACAUUACCAAGUACGGCAUCAUACAGCGUUACAAUCACCGGGACCGCCUGCCGCACUGGACCACGGACGAGUGUAACAGCAUCGCUGGUUCAGAUGGAUCAAUAUUCCCACCACACAUUACUAGGAAUGACACUCUAGCUGUCUACGACAAAGACAUGUGCCGCCUUCUACCUCUAAGGUAUCUCAAAGACGUCGAAUCGUCAGCGGGAGUGGCUGGAUAUCGCUUCACUCCUCCAGAAGACGUCUUUGCAGACAACGAGCACAAUAAAUGCUACUGUCCCUCCGGGCCGCCGUGCGCGCCAAACGGACUGUUCAACGUGUCCCUGUGUCAAUACGAUUCUCCCAUCAUGCUGUCGUUCCCUCACUUCUACUUGGCUGAUGAAAGUUUCCGUGAAGCUGUCGAGGGGAUUUCCCCCCCGGAUGCCGAGAAACAUAGACUAUAUAUAGAUAUACAGCCGGAGAUGGGUACAGCAAUGAGAGCUCGUGCCAGGAUCCAGAUCAAUCUGGCUGUGUCCCAAGUGCUGGACAUCAAGCAAGUCGCUAACUUCCCCGACAUAGUGUUCCCUAUACUUUGGUUUGAGGAGGGUAUAGACGAACUGCCCGAGUCUGUAUCAUCAAUGCUCCGUUUGGCCACCAAAUUACCUCCCAUAGCGCGCGCGGCGCUAGGAGGAGGACUAACGGCGCUUGGAGCAUUACUUGUGCUGCUGGCUGUAACCUGCCUUAUACGAUCCUCUCAUCGUCAGAGCACUCUUCGUCUCGAAGGUCACGCGGUGUCCAAGCCACCGCCGGCGAGCAACAAGGAGAACGGAUACGAAUUAAACAGAAGAUAA